GAUUUCUGACUUCUUUUUUAAAAGUGGGAGGAUUUUCUUCCUAAUUAGAUUUAUUUAGUAGUUUCCUCUUCUUUUUGUUAAGACAGAUUACUCAGUAACAUGCAGUGCAAUACGUUUUACAACCCCAUAAUGUUAGUGUCAAGAUUUUUAUUAGUUGUCCUUUGUUGCUGUUAUCUCUUCUGUCCUUGUCUAACGUGCGAAGGCGAUGCAAAAUUCCCCUUCGACAACCAAAUAGAAGACAUUAAUGCAACUAUUCCAAACAUAUUUUUGUGUCGAAUGUGUGGCCUUUCUCAGGAUGAUGGGGGAUCAUUUUUAGACACUGCCAGUCCAUUUAGUUUGAGUGUGAGAAACGAAACCAUUGUUUAUGAGCAAAGAGCCACCAAAGUUGUGAAAACCGUACCUGUGCAAAAAUUGAAAAACCCAGCGGGCAAUGUUUUUGAUGUAGUCACUUUGAAAAAUUCUUCUUGUAAAGGAGUUGGCAAGUGGGUCUCAGAUUCUACUUGGUUCCCUGGAUACAGUUGGAAAGCCUGUGUUUGCAACAAGUGCGGUCGUCAUUUGGGGUGGAUGUUUGAAGUCAAUUCAGCAGUUAAAGGAUCUUUACCUACCCAACCUACCAAAACUGGUUUCUAUGCCUUGAUUCGUGAUUAUAUUUUAACAGAGUCAGUAGCCCAAACAUUGACGUACGUGCCAAAAAUCUUCAGAGAAUAG
Messenger RNA from Daphnia pulicaria, 708 nucleotides. RefSeq lists its product as uncharacterized. The coding region runs from base 100 to 708 and encodes 202 amino acids. The record is from RefSeq and is a predicted model, not a curated record. NCBI's taxonomy places the organism in Eukaryota, Metazoa, Arthropoda, Branchiopoda, Diplostraca, Daphniidae. The transcript has 4 exons.